AACCUUUGAUUCUUUCAUCUCCAUCACCAACAACAAAACUCCUCUGUUUUUUCACUUCCCCUGUUUUCUCUUCGUUAACAUUCGAGAUAAGUCAUGGGAUAUUCCGGCAAACCUCACCACCAACUCGACGGCGAGAUACGAGAAACCACCGACGGUAAAAAAUGGGUCAUCGCCGGCAUUCCCUCACGUUCGCCGCUCAAGCAGAUUAACCUUUCUUCCGGCGUCACAGUUACCGAAACAGAGGAGCAAGAUCAGUGUCCGACGACCCCUACGGCGGUUUCCGUCAGAAUUCCAAGGGUCCCGCCGUGUCCAGCGGCGCCAAAGAAGCGAAAGCCGUCGUUGAAGUGCAGUUACGGCGUCUCCGCAAGAGAUUUCUUCUCUCCGCCGGACCUCGAAACCGUUUUCAUUCAGAGAGCUAGUUAUUAACUCUGUUUUCACAACUCUGAGCCCUCUCUUUCUCUUUCUAACCUUCUUUAAGGUUUCAAAUUAUAGAAUAAUCUUUUAUUUCUAUAAUUAGUUUUCUUCGUUUAGUCUUAAUUCUCGAAUCUGGUUUAGUACUUCAGUCUUGGAUUCUGAACUUAACUAAAUUUACUCUAUUUGUUUCUCAGUUGUAUUAAUGUUAGGACACUAAUCAAGGUUAGUGAAUAGGAAGUGUUGUUUCAUGUUUAUGUACAUCUUUAUCUCCCUUUGUUUUCAGUAUAAUUGAUGUAUAUGAUUUUAAUUAAGCUUUUAUUCAUUU
Messenger RNA from Arabidopsis arenosa, 739 nucleotides. NCBI's taxonomy places the organism in Eukaryota, Viridiplantae, Streptophyta, Magnoliopsida, Brassicales, Brassicaceae. The record is from the annotation of a GenBank genome assembly.